GCUGCUGCCUCGCUCUCUGUAUCUCUGUGUUUAUUGAGUCAUUGCUGGAGAUGCGGUUGUCCAUGUGUUGAGCUAAAGAAUGUUACAAAAGGGAAGGAAAAUGUCAUUUUGCGACCUUAAGAAGAGAACAUGGCCAGAGUAACAGCUGACAGCAGCCGAAGGUGGCCUGACAUGAAGCUAUAAGUGGAUGGACCUGAUUAUUUGCUCUGAUUUGUUUCGGAGUGAGUUUGGAAAUCUGACGACAGAAAAUAAGGAAGAUGAGGGACAGAUUUGGCAGAAGAUGGAAAAUUUGCGGAAAAUGGUAAAGACUACCUGACGGACUAAAAUACAAAUAAGUGACUCUGUGUUUUUUUCCAGCUGACAGCUUAUGACGCAAAUAAUGGUUCUGACUGAUGACAAUCCAAAAAUGGCACCAGCAGUGCAUUAAAUUAAGCAUAACACAGCAACGGGCUGGUGUUACUCAGUGUGGAACAGAAAAGAAAUCUGAUCAUGAGAACCAGAUUCUUACCUAAAGUAACCGUGUCCAUUCUGGUAUCUGCUAAGCAUGCUGAGAAAGAAGAAUUGAGAUGCUGACCUAUUGACCACCAGACUCUACUGGAAACCAGUUAAAGUGACAGAUGCUUGUUUCUGACCAUGCUGGGAUGCUACAGUUAAGUAUGCUGGGACAUUGGCACAUCUGUCUGUCAGAGCAGUGAGGAUGAAGAGACGAGGCCAGACCAGAGGCCAGAGGUUUGUUAAGGCAGACUACUACGAGCUGGACUGGUACUAUGAAGAGUGCACUGAUGUGUUGUGUGCUGACAGAGUGGGCCAGAUGACGAAGACCUACAGUGACAUUGACGCUGUCACUCGACUGCUGGAAGAGAAAGAGCGUGACUUGGAGUUAGCGGCUCGCAUCGGACAGUCACUGCUGAAGAAAAACAAAGCCCUCAGUGAGAGGAAUGAACUGCUGGAGGAGCAAGUGGAGCACAUACGAGAGGAGGUGUCUCAGCUGCGCCAUGACCUGUCCAUGAAAGAUGAGCUGUUACAGUUCUACACCAAUGCAGCUGAAGAAAGCGAAGGCGAGUCCUUUACCUCUACACCUGUCCGUCCCAGUGAACAAAGUGUGUCAUCGCCAAACUUUUUCCCCCUGGAGUCGUUGCAGAAGAAACUCAAGGAUUUGGAGGAAGAAAACAAAUCAUUGCGAUCUGAGGCGAGUCAUUUGGAGACAGAAACGAUCUCCUAUGAGGAAAAAGAGCAGCAACUUGUCAAUGACUGUGUCAAAGAACUACGCGAUGCCAACCUGCAGAUUUCCUCUCUGGCUGAAGAGCUGGCUAGGAAGACUGAGGACGCCUCCAGACAGCAGGAGGAGAUCACACAUCUCCUCUCCCAGAUAGUCGACCUCCAGAAGAAGGCCAAGCUUUAUGCUUUGGAAAAUGAGGAGCUGACUCAGCACUUGGGUGCAGCCAAAGACGCCCAGCGACAACUCACUGCUGAGUUGCAGGAGCUGCAAGACAAGUAUGCAGAGUGUAUGGAGAUGCUCCAUGAAGCUCAGGAGGAACUGAAGAACCUGAGAAAUAAAACUCUCCCGCUCAGCACGGCGAGGCGUUUCCAUUCCCUGGGCCUGUUCCCGAUGGACUCACUGGCAGCAGAAAUAGAGGGCACCAUGAGGAAGGAACUCCAAAUGGAUGAUCCAGACGUAGAAGAGCAGAGACUGCAUCCGAAGCGAGUUUUCCAAACGGUGAAAAACCUCAAUCUGAUGCGUCAGCAGCGUUCUUCUCUAGCCCCUUCUCCUCUCAACAUCCCAGGCUCCAAUCAGACUUCAUGCUUCACCUCAGGGCGUUCCAGCAGGGUGGGCACGCCACGCUCCAACUCCAUUUAUGGUAGUGAAACAGGAAGUGGGAUCAUCCUAGACAACAGGACUAGCAGUAUCCUGGAGACACCUGAUGACGGGUCAGAGGACUCCAACAAGCGCCCCCCUGGUACCCCUGGGACUCCGGGCAGCAGGGACUUGGAGGCAGCAUUGCGUCGCCUGUCGCUCCGCCGGGACAACUACCUCUCAGAAAAACGAUUCUUCGAGGAGGAGAGGGAGCGAAAGCUGGCUUACCUGGCCAAAGAGGAGGAAAAAGGAGGCCCAGGAACCCCAACGGAAAGCUUGUUCUCACUUUCCUCGCAUACCUCAGUUGGAAGCAUCUGGUCGGGGUACUCAUUCACACCCAGGUCCUACCUGCCGGAGAAGCUGCAGAUUGUAAAGCCGCUAGAAGGCUCUGCUACGCUCCACGCUUGGCAGCAGCUGGCUCAGCCUCACAUGGGCGCUCUGCUGGAUCACCGGCCCGGUGUGGUCACGAAGGGCUUCCGCACUUUAGCGCACGAACAGGAACAGGAACAGGAACAGGAGGACAGCUGGCAGCUGGACCAACCAGAGGAGGAUGAAGUAUCAUGUGACUCAUUUAGAGGCGUGCUAGGGGAGAGCCCUGCUCCCACGGAUCUGCCUCGCUCUACCUCUACUCCCGCAGUCUGCCGCAACAAAAAUGGCAACACUGAAGAAAUCAGCCAGUCAGACGCACUGAAUGGAACGAUCUGCGGGGCGGCAGAAGGAGUUCAAGGAAAUGAUGGACAUGUUGCAAGCAUGCCCUUUCCUCUCUCCAAUACGUCCCCUUCCUUUCCGCUGCCUUCUUCUCCCGAGAUCAACGGGCACAUGGACCCCAAAGAGCGCCAAACCUUACAGCCAAACACUGUGGACCGCAUGCCUGUUCUUUUCCCAGGGAAGUGUAUGUCCCACACUAGCUCCACAUACACCUUCACCACCUGCAGGAUUCUCCACCCCUCUGAUCAGCUGACCACUGCAUCCCCCAGCCCAGCCAUGGCUGCGUGUCAGAGCAGUACCUGCCCAGGCACGCCUUCCCUUACUGCCUCCCCUGUACCCUUCUCAGCCCCACCCACGCCUUCCUACACACCCUGCUGCACACCUCGCCGCCUUUCCCUCUCCCUCUCCCUCGCCGAGUCCUCCACCAACCUUAGGGACUCCACUAAAACCACCAGCACCUCUCUAGGCCUGGUGCGCCUCCUGCUGGAGAAUGGAAUUUCUGCCUCAGUGUACAACCCACGCAGCUGGGACCGAGGGCUGGAUGCUUCGGCAGUGUUGGGAGGGGUUCAAGCACAGAGGUGCACAGAGAGACUGGAGCAGGGUGGAGUCAAGCAGCUGGGAAAACGUCCAGACACCCUCCUCCUCCUUCAGCCAUCCAGCCCACCCAGCUCACCUCACUCCAAAUCGGCUUCCUCGAUAGCUACGGGCCCCAUGUUUCAGUUCAGCCCUUCCGAUGACGACCCGCCGUACUACGAUACCUUCCUCGCUUCUAAGCCGGCUCGUACAAUUUUGAGGGAAGUGCUCGGGGAGGCAGAAAGGGAGAAGGAGGGCCAGGUGGACGAUGACAACCAAACAGAGAUGAUGAAUCUGCGGCUUGUGGACAAACUGAAGAGUUUUCGCACCCUUUCCCCACAUUCUGCUUCAGCUUCAUCUGGAAGUACUCUGUUAGGCCCCUUUGGUUCUGCUGGACUGGGGAACAGCGCACUGGGUGGGGGGCUUCCAGGACUGAGGAGGAAUCGAAGCUAUCCCGCCAUGGUGGGGGCCAGCAUGGUGAUGAAAGACCCAGGAGGCGCCCCCAGCACAGAGAUACUCAUACCGCAUACGAUGCAAACCUCACAUACACAACAACUCACAGCGCACACACAGGAAACGGGCAAAGUGCAAACAAAAAAGAAGACACUGGUCACAAAGGGCGUGCACGUACCACAGACUCUAAAUGCACUGGAAAUGGUCACACCGCAGACGAUAAUACAGAGACACACCAGGCCAAACGGCGAGGUGGGGGAUUCGACCAGACACGAUGAAGAAACCGGGACAUAAUGGAAGCAUUAAGGGUAUUACAUCAUAUUACAACACACAGUCUCGCAUAUUUUACAGAGCAGUACAGUACUUAUGACACGACCACACGUGCACACCCACACACACUCAUUUCCAAAACAAAGCAGCAUAAGCAACUACACUGCAGUCAUCUCUCCCGGAAGAAAAAGGUUAAAAAACAGAUGAGUGACAGAGUCCAACUCCAAUUAUUCAUCGUUCUAAACAGUCAUGAUAAGUGAGAUGGGAUGGAAAUAUUGGCUAAGAACUGUUACACUGUGUUAUACUCAUAUUCUGUCAGGCCAGACUAAUGAUGUUGCCUUCUUGUCUGUUGUAACUGUCCAGUAUAUUGGACAUACAGUAUACUGUGUCAUAUAGUAUAAUAUUAAAGGCCCAAUCUGGUGCACGUGUCCUCCACGUUACCUGUUUUUGCAGAAAAAUGUAACAAAUUCUUCUUUUUUUCUUGAUUUAUGCAGAAACUGGGGUUCUACACUGUACUGUUGGACUACACAGUCGGUGCAUUCACACCACCAGAUGUAAUCUUUACUUUUAAGAUUACACAUGGCCAUACACCAGAUGUAAUGUGUAUGUCCUAUGUAAACCUGCUGAUACUACAAACAAGAUACUCCUCCAGUUUUUGGCUUUGCUUUCUAACUUUUAACUCAAUGUGCAGCCAAGGAGUGUUUGUCGUGUCCAGUCCAGUGUUGCCAAAGACCGUCAGCCAAAGCUAAACUAGAAGAUCUUCAGUUUAGGAACUGUGAUUUCUGCAGUGACGACUCAUUAAAUGUGAUCUGCUCUAUAUUUAAGUCGCAGUUAGAGACAAACGCAAUCUGACUAAACUAACAUACAAACAGUGGUCCUAUUAAUGUCUUUAUUAAAACCUUUCAGAUCGUGCUUGUCUCUAAUUGUGACAGAUGUAGUUCAGACUGCAUUUUAUGAAUGCUACCCCUGCAUUAUGUGUGUGUUGCAAUGCAGUGGAGUUAGCCGAAAGCUAUGCUACGUAGCAGUGGCCAUGGCUCUAGAGAUCGAGAUUAUUUUCUGCCAGCAACCCCUCCCCUCUUUGUAAUUUAUACUUUCAGAGAGAAUCCAGAUUGGGGCUUUAUGUCCUCUUGCUGUGACUGAAUUUUCUUAUGUGCCUAAAAACAAACAUACUGUAUGUCUGUGGAAUAUGGAUCUGCGUUUGUUUUAGUUGAUUACUUCAUAUUUUAUGUUGCCUUUAUUAUUAUUAUUGUAUGCAGUAGAGAGGGUACAUAAAUGUACCUUUGCCAAUUUAAGGUGUUUGUGGCUCUCUGUUUUUGUCAUUUAAAAAAAUUUGGGGGCAUUUGGUGCACACGUGAAGGGGGAUACAGACCAGGUCUAGAUACACAGACAUCUGCUAAAGCACUGUGACUACAGACCUGCAGAGAACACGAGUACUCCCCCCCUAAUUUUGGCUCACCUCUGUUUUUGUAUUUGUCGAGUCAGCUGGAGAACGACAAUGAAUGUUGGGUGAUUUGAUUCAGAUUUCGAUGCAUGAAGUGGUCGAUGACAUUUUAAGUCCUGCAAAAUCCAGAUGGAAGCUGCCACAUUGCAAAAACCUCUGCAACAUGCUAACUGCUGAGCUUUCACUGUAAACCAAAGUUAUAUGCCGGUGAAUACUGGGAGGGACCAUUGUCGUGCAGGCUUGAAGUUAGUUUCCUUCAUUUAUUUCUUUUUGCUCAUAUUGCAUGUGUCACUUGUAGCAGAAUAAUUUGCAUACAUACUGACACCUUUGUUAUUUAUUCUGUCAAGCAUGCGCGGGAGUAAAAAAGGAUUAAAGCAAUAUUAAACAAGACUUGAUUUCUGAAUGUAACUGUAAAAAAAAAAAGAUUUUUAAAAAAUGGAGCGACUUGAAAUAUUCACGCUGGUUUUAACAGCCUGUUGUUUCGUCUGCAACAGUUUUCUGCUGAUGGUUUGGUGUCACUGAAGCGGGUCCAGUUGCUGCCGUUUGAACUCACACUUUGAUGCUCGCUUAUGAAGCGGGGAACAUUUUUAAGCACAUCAGCACUCAUAUUUUCACCCAUCCGAUUUGUCAAACAGACUUUCUUUUGUUCAUUGCCACUCUGACAUUUUGUUGUGCACAUUGUUUCCAUUAGAGUUCGAGUUUGGGCAUUGCACCUGGACCAGUGAGUGUGUAGUGGGAUGAAUGGAUGCUGACCUGCUGUGGUUCUUGAUGAUUAAAUGACUAAACAAGCAAAGGUUUUUUUGGUGGGGGGGAACAGAUACUUAGCAAUCAUUGAAGUACGUGGAUUGUAAAAAGUAAGCACAUCUGUAAUGACAGCAGUUUAAAUGAAGGAAUUUUGAGGAUUUUAUUUAUUUUGAAAUCUCACAAAAGCAUUUGGAAUCCUUUCAUUCAUUAUAUUAAUAAGUUAAAUGCUAAACCUUUUAGUUUUUUUUGGCACUUAUAGUAAAAUCUUAAAAACAUUUCCAUUUCUAACAGUGGGUAAAAACCCCACAGUACACUGAUACUGCUCAAUGCUUCAUGGCAGAGCAAGGUGUUUGCCAAAAUCAGACCAUUUUCAGUAUUUAAAAAAACAAAUGAUAAGACUGAAGAAACAAGGAGAUAGUGUAUGUGUGUUUGUGUGUGUAUGCUUUGCUUUUGUGUGUGUGUGUGUGUGUGUGUGUGUGUGUGUGUGUGUGUGUGUGUGUCAAUUCAUCUGAAUGUAAUUUAUGACAAACGGUAAUCUGCUGUAGGGCCAUAUAUUUGUGUACAGUAUGUUGAUUUAAGUUCCGUUUGUGUUAACCUCAUGAAAGGGAACUAUUAUUGCAUUGUAAAUGUAUGCAACACAGAUAGUCAUGCUAACUUGAAAAAAACGAAGAGGCAUUUGAGUUGUUUAUUUUUGGUUAAAGAGAGGAAAACUGAUGAGUUCUAUUCUACAGAACUGCCUGUACUGUCAAAUAAAUUAAUAAAUAAA
Molecule: messenger RNA, 6810 nt
Organism: Pelmatolapia mariae (spotted tilapia)
Lineage: Eukaryota; Metazoa; Chordata; Actinopteri; Cichliformes; Cichlidae
Gene: trak1a
Product: trafficking protein, kinesin binding 1a
Exons: 15
Coding region: 698-3883 (1061 amino acids)
Biological process (GO): anterograde axonal transport of mitochondrion; neurogenesis; protein targeting
Cellular component (GO): mitochondrion; cytoplasmic vesicle; dendrite
Molecular function (GO): GABA receptor binding; myosin binding
Source: RefSeq, a predicted model, not a curated record